AUGGCGCCCAACGUAGUCUCUUCGCAGGUCAAGCUCUCCUAUCCACUCUAUGCAGCCGAUUUCGAUCCCUACAACCCUGAUUUCUUGCUCGUUGGCGGCGGCGGCGGCUCUUCCUCGACAGGUGUUCCUAACAAAAUAUCAUUGAUCGAUACAACACAACGAGAGCAGCUGGCGGAGGUGGUUGACAUUGAGCUAGCAAAGGACGAAGACUCGGUGACGAGUCUCGCGGUCUCAGAUUCCUCGAGUUCUUCCCUGGUUGCUUUUGCCGGCAUCAACAGUUCAGUCGCGGAUCAAAAUGCGGGCAAGAACGAACAUUUGAGGUCUUUCCGCAUAGGACUGCCAGCAAAGAAGAGGAGGGCUGAUGGGACUGCUGUGGAAAAGACGGAGAAGCCGACCCAGGGUUCACAAGCGCUGGGAAGGACAGCGUUGUUCAAAUCGGCGACAGGCUCCAAGAAUGAAACAUAUCAAAGAGUCCUGCGCUUUUCACCAGCACAGCAGCCAGGAAAAUCUCGAAUAGCAGCCAUUGCAUCAGGACUUGCCCCAGAGAAUGAGAUUAUUGUUUUCAAGCCUGCGCCAAAGCCGACGCCAAAGGACGAGGUUUCACGCAUCAGUCUGGGGAAUAGUGAAGCUGGCGAUCUGGAUCUUUGUUCGGACAAUGAUGAGGAGGGAGGAUAUAUUCUAGCAUACUGCACAGACGACGAGGUCUUUGUGCAAAAGUUACCUGUCUCUUCCUCCCAGAAGAACAGCCCUGCAUCAUUAUACCGCACGACAGAAUCGACGACUUCACUUCCACCUUCUAAGAGGCCCAGGUUUCGGGCCAUCCGCUUCCUCACACCCCAUCAUCUCUUACUCCUACAGAACAGGCCUGGAAGGAGCGGUGCGGACCUGCUGGUCCUAAGAGUCUCCCAGGAUUUCUCCCAGUCUCGUGUGACUCUACGCAAACGGUUGGACAAAUCUACCAAAGCUGCCGUUGGACUCGACGUCUGCACGUUGAGCCCGUCAGAGCAGGGCGAUCAGCAAACAGUCAUUGCCGUUGCAGGCCAGAGUGGGGAUGCUAGCUCUAUCGAACUGCUUACGAUCGAUUACUCUGGUCAGUCUGGGUUGCUAGGCACAUUUCGAUCAUAUACACUCUUGCGCAAUAUUCAUAGCGGCCCAUUGACCCGGCUUGUCUUCUCGAGGUUCCAGGGCCCGUCACUCCCUGUGACCAAAGACACACCGCCCCAGUCCAUUCGCCUGGCUUCUGUGGGCGUCGAUAUGAUGGUGAAGGUGCAGUAUCUACCACUACGGCCAUUCCCGACGCUGUACACGAAGACUCCUCGCUACGUUCUCAUCCCUCCGGGCCGCUCCGAGACGAUGCAAACUACAUUCAGCGUAUUUUUCGCACUCGUCGUGGUCGGUGUUGUUGCGGUUCUCAUGCAGGCUUUUUGCGAGAUUCGAGGAGCUGUGCCUCCCGUUCUUGGUGCAUCCGACUGGUUAUCACCUCGAAUGCGGGAGGUAAUUGCUCGCCCUUAUUUGUUUGCCGAUGGUCUCCCAUCUAUAAAGCCGUCAGAUAUUCCGGUCGCCGCACAUAGCGCUACAGAGAGAGUCAAGACUGCUGCAGAGGGAGUGCAGUCCGAGAUCUCCCAUGUCGUGUCAGAUUUGGAAAAGACGCUGGAGGACUUUGUCCGAGAGAAUUCUCGCCUUGACACGCCCAAGGCUAUCGUCGUUCGAGACGGAGCCGAGGCUGGUGAACUUUCGACGGAAGUCCUUGAACACGAUGCAAAUCUGGUCAGAGAUGAAACGCUGAAGAAGUGGGAAGAGCUGAGCGAGCAUCAGAAGAGGAGUUGGAAGCGCAAACUCAUCGACACGGGUCAUUGGGCUGAAAAGCAGGGUGAGGGCGUGCUGAAAGGAAUUCUCUUCUCAGAGCUUGCUGGGGUGGUUGGUAACAUGGUGGCAAAUUAG
This is a messenger RNA of Exophiala spinifera, 1941 nucleotides long. RefSeq lists its product as uncharacterized. The record is from RefSeq and is a predicted model, not a curated record. Bases 1 to 1941 code for a protein of 646 amino acids. Gene Ontology annotation, molecular function: GTPase activator activity; protein binding; guanyl-nucleotide exchange factor activity. The transcript has a single exon. Gene Ontology annotation, cellular component: endoplasmic reticulum membrane. Lineage: Eukaryota; Fungi; Ascomycota; Eurotiomycetes; Chaetothyriales; Herpotrichiellaceae. Gene Ontology annotation, biological process: protein secretion.